Messenger RNA from Plasmodium fragile, 1761 nucleotides. RefSeq lists its product as uncharacterized. NCBI's taxonomy places the organism in Eukaryota, Apicomplexa, Aconoidasida, Haemosporida, Plasmodiidae. The record is from RefSeq and is a predicted model, not a curated record. The coding region runs from base 1 to 1761 and encodes 586 amino acids. The transcript has a single exon.
AUGGUAAGCGCCGUUGUAGUCAUAUUGUCCCUGGUUCUCCUUUACGCACAGUAUUUCCAGGCCAAGUCGACAAAAAAAUAUGAAUACAUCAACCUGCUGUCCAGCAAGGACUACACGGACAAAAUAAGAGAACUGAAAAAAUACAGCAUACAAGAGAAAAAUGCGCCAAUUAAAAAUAAAUAUAUUUUCUCCUGCUAUGGAAGUUCAGGGUACCAUAAAAGAAAAUUUUUGGAAAAUUUAUUCAACGUAUCCCCUGAAAGAAACAAUUUGAUCAAUUUGGGAUUUAAACAAAAAAUUGACGUAUGGUUUGGGAAGGACCAAAAUAACAACUUGAACGUGGUGCUGGAUGUGGACUUGCUACAGAACAAGGAAUUUUACGAGGAGAAUGAGACAACCAUAUAUGACUUUAACAAAUUAAUCAACUUUAUUGUUGAGUCAACCAACAGCGUCAUUGUGCCAUUGGCCAGUGACGACAUACACUACAGCCAAGUUCACAACAAAGGGGAAGAGAAAAACUCAACGGAACAGAAAACCCAUUCUGUAAAAGACAGCGAACAACAACAGGAAAAAAAAAAAACAGUUACCUUUGUUUUACCAAAAAAGGUGGAAAUAUUUUUAAAUCAAUUAAAUGAAAAGGGGACAGAUAUACAUGUCUAUUUUGUGUUAAUAAAUGCCGAAGCCAGUGGGUGGGGAAGAAAAAAAAAAAUCUUUGAUAAGGAUAUACUAUGUGAACAAUUCAACAAGGAAUUAAAAGAAACAUAUCCUAAUUUGAAGAAUAUUCACUUAAUGAAACAGAACAAAGUCGAUAUUUCCCUUUUGCAAAAAAACAACAUAAAUAAAUACACCUUUUUCGUGAAUAAGCUAACAAAUCUGGUAAAAGAGAUGAAAAAUUUUGAAAAUUUUUGCCCCUUUAAUGAGAAAUGUGUGUACAAUAUUUACGUAAUUGAAGAGUCAUACAAUAAGACGCUAAACAAUUUUGAUGAAAUAAUUAACGAGUACGAACAGGAAAUAACACAGGGAAAAGUCAUUCCAAACUAUGGUCAGCUUGCUUCCGACUUGAUAAAAAAUUUGCUGCUCUUUUUUCACAUAUUAACUUUUGAACAAGUGGGCACCAAAUUUAAAGACACCGUUUUCGAAAAAUUGCAGCAACGCUUUUUGGCUCUGAUACGUAAACAAAUAGUUAAGCAGAUCGUCCUCAUUGAAAAGGAAAUUAUUAACAAGGGGAGAGAUGCCAUUUUAAAUGAGCAACAUGUUAAGAGGGACAAAAAUUUACUCGAGAACAAGGAUGAAAAAAUUGCAGAAUUAAAAAAAUCGCUAGUUAACACAUUCAAGCAAGAAGUUAAUAAAUUAAUUCCAGCCGGAUAUUUUAAUCAACCAAAUGAUAUUUUUAGCACCUCCAUAAUUACACAAUUUGAAGAACAGUUUGGUGAAAAGCUUGAACAGACACUACACAAUUAUUUCCAGUUAAAUCAGAGCCCUUUAAAGAAAUUAUUUGAGAAAAAAAAAAUGGCACAACAGGGAUUGUCCAAGAAAAACAAGUGGAUUAACCCUUCCCUUAAUUUUAACUUAACCCUAACUUCACUCAUUAGGAAAAGUGGAUAUGGAAAUUUGCAGAGCUACUUUAUUUACGACUUGGGCAUGCUCACCUUCGUCUUUGGGUUGCUCAAUGACAGGGACACCCCCGAGGUGCAGCAGCAGGGCUAUAAGGUGCCCUUCUUCAAGUUCCAACCCAAGGUCAACCUUAAGCUCAAUUUUAACUAG